AUGGUUCCUAAUCCACCAGUUCUUCAGCCUAGUACUCCUACUAUUGACCCUGACACAACCAACACUGAUAACACUACAACAGACCCACCGGAUAAACCCCUUAUUCCUCCACCCAGCUCUCCUCUUCAGGCUCCUACUGUUCUUGUCCACCGCAGCACUCGUCAGCCCAAACCACCAAUCUGGGUUGCAGAUUAUGAGUGUCCCACCAUUUCAGAUCCUUCAACUCCAUUGUAUCCCACCUCAAACUAUGUGACUUAUGAUCGUCUCUCUCCUAUAUAUAGAGCUUGCAUCAGUAACAUCUCCGCAGAAAGAGAACCCACUAGUUACUCAGAGGUUGUUCAACACUCUCACUAG
Messenger RNA from Pistacia vera, 354 nucleotides. Its product is annotated as proline-rich extensin-like protein EPR1. The record is from RefSeq and is a predicted model, not a curated record. The coding region runs from base 1 to 354 and encodes 117 amino acids. NCBI's taxonomy places the organism in Eukaryota, Viridiplantae, Streptophyta, Magnoliopsida, Sapindales, Anacardiaceae. The transcript has a single exon.